UGAAGACUGACGAAUGACACUUGUCACAAAAUGCAAUGAAGUGAAAUGAACUGUGACAAAAGUAAUGACAUGACAUGGUGGAUUGUAGAAAGUGGAAGUUGUUUAUAAAUUUUAAUAUUUUUGAUAAAUAUUCAAGGGAACUAUAAACGUUGUGCAUAAUAGUGUCUUCGUUUAAUUAAUCAAAUCAACCAGUGAUCAUCAUCUGUAAAAUGUAAUGUGAACAUGUCAACAAUUAAGUAAUUAAAAGUAGUAAUGGCAGACCAUUUUUUAAUAAAAUACAUUUCGUAAAGUUCGUGUUUGUGAAUUCUUUUAUAAUAAAUAUUUCACAAUGUUUAGGAUUUCGAAAGCUGUUUUAGUACUUAGUUACUUCUUCUGCUACUGCCAAAACUUUAUUGGAGUGUGGGCUUUAAAAUGCAAAUGUGACAUUUGCAAAGACACAAAUUACACAUGUGAGACUGACGGAUACUGCUUCACAUCUACAUACCUCAAAGAUGGAAUCGUAAAAUAUAGCUACAGAUGCUUGGACAUGCACAAUCUGCCUGAACUAGUUGUGGACUCAAACACAAGCUCACAAUAUUGUAAUGAAAGUAUAUAUGGUGUUCAAAAUAAUCCUGAAUACACUUCAAUGACUUCUAAUUGUUGUAAUGAAAGAGAUUACUGUAAUGAUAGAAACUUAACAUUACUGCCAGUAACAGGUCCGGCUCCAGCAUAUUUCACUUCUUUGGAAAUCGCUGCUUCAAUAGUCAUUCCAACAUUGAUAAUAUGUAUAAUUAUCGGUGCUGCUUACUUUUUCCACACUUCGCAACAAAGAAGGGGAAUGCACCAUCAUCUGAGACACGUAGAUGAUAGUAUAGAAGCUCCUGACCAUCCUAUAUUAAAUAAGGGAGUCAGCUUGAAGCAUAUGAUAGAGAUGACGACCAGUGGAAGCGGAUCUGGUUUACCUCUGCUAGUUCAGAGAAGCAUAGCCAGACAAAUUCAAUUGAUGGAAAUUAUUGGCCAAGGAAGAUUCGGGGAAGUAUGGAAAGGAAGAUGGCGAGGCGAAAACGUUGCUGUGAAGAUUUUUAGUUCGCGGGAAGAACGAUCUUGGUUCAGAGAAGCAGAAAUUUACCAAACUGUUAUGUUAAGACAUGACAAUAUCUUAGGAUUCAUAGCAGCCGACAACAAAGACAAUGGUACCUGGACCCAACUGUGGUUGAUAACCGAUUAUCACGAACACGGUUCUUUAUUCGACUUUCUUGGACGAAACACCUUAGACAGCAGUGGAAUGAUACACAUGGCUCUAUCUAUCGCCACCGGCCUUGCUCACUUACACAUGGAUAUAAUGGGUACCCAAGGAAAACCCGCGAUCGCACACAGAGAUCUUAAAUCGAAGAAUAUCCUUGUUAAAUCGAAUGGUACCUGCGCUAUAGGCGACUUAGGUCUAGCAGUACGUCACGAUGUUAUUACUGAUACCGUCGAUAUUCCUCUUAAUAAUCGUGUUGGAACUAAGAGAUAUAUGGCUCCAGAGGUAUUAGAUGAAACGAUGAACAUCGACCAGUUUGAUUCAUUCAAAAGGGCGGACGUCUAUGCCUUGGGAUUAAUAUUUUGGGAAAUUGCUCGGAGGUGUAAUGUAGGUGGUAUUUAUGAUGAAUAUCAAUUACCUUUUUAUGAUGCGGUUCCUCCUGAUCCUACUAUUGAAGAAAUGAGAAGAGUGGUGUGUGUGGAUAGACAGAGACCAAAUAUACCAAACCGUUGGCAGAGUUGCGAAGCACUUCAUGUGAUGACAAAAUUAAUGAAAGAAUGUUGGUAUCAAAAUGCCACCGCAAGACUUACCGCUCUCAGGAUCAAAAAGACUCUUUCUAGUUUCAGAGCCUCUGAAGAAUUAAAGAUGUAGUGUACACGGGUCGUUACUAAUGAGAGAAUGUGAUUGAAGCAGUUGUUUUUAUUAACUGUGAAAAUAGACUGUUCUUUUAUACUGAACUAAUUUAAGUAUUUUGUGUGAGCUUAAAGUAUUGUGUAUUUAAUGGUUUUGUUAAAACUUGUUUUAAUAAUAUUAUACGUUAAGAUUAAGCCACUUUGUUGAUUUGUAAAGUUGCAAAAUGUAGUAUAAAAAAAACGUUCCGAUUUAUAUGCAGUACUGCCCAGUUCACCAGUGAUAUUUUAAUUUAUUUAUUUAUAAUUCUUUACAUUGCUGACACUUUAUUCCAUUUACAGUUGGUUCAUUAUUUUAUUGAGCAAUUAUUUAUAGUAAAAAAGAAGUCAUUUGCCUUGAACAUAAUGACAAAAGGUUUCCAGUAAUUGCUCUUUCAAAUAUCCGAAUAUGGCACUUUUAACGAUCGAUUAAUUAAAUAAUCUUUUUGAUAAUCAUUCAAAAUGAGCAGUAUAUCUGUAUAUAACUUCCAUAAUAUUGUAUAAUUAUUAAUUUUAUGAAUUAAUUCAACUUUUUUCUUUGUAUAUUUUUACUUAUUGAAUCUGUUAAAGCUUUUAUAAUGGUUAAAAUUUGAACACUACCACGUUACCUUUUCUAAAAUUUUAUUCAAAUACUUUUUGGUCAGACUGAUUUAAAUAAAGCAAAAUGAGUAAAAAAAUUAUCAAUUAAUAGCAACGACAAUUUUGCAAAACAACGAUGUUGUCAAACCUGAAAUUGUACAUCAUACAGUUUGUAAUUUGUUGAAAAUAUUAUCAAAUUACAUAUAGUUAUACAGAGUGAGUUUUAAGUAUGGAACAGCUUGCACGAUUUUUGAAUACUCUGAUUUGUAAAGGUUUUGUAAUACGGCUGAUAUUAUAGUUAUAUUUACAUUGUCAGAUUUUUAGGUUUUCUGGAAAUAUAAUGGAACUCCAACAAUAAUAAUUGUUAAUUUAUAUGUAGCUGUAACUCCGAAAUUAUUGCAUUUAGGUCAGAGAUAUAAGAAGUCAUUCAUAAAAUAUAAUAUUCAUGGUGCCAAGAACAGUUCGCACUCAAAACAUUCUAUUUCUAGACGCGGGGCGAGGCGACGAAAGGUGAGAAGUAAAAGAAGGGAUACAGUGAAGAAUUUUACAUAGUUUUAUCAAUGAAUAACUGCCCGAGCUUUUACUACUUAACGUAACUUUUCUUGCCGGUGUAAGCCCUGUUGCCACUUCCAAUCUAACAUCACUAGGUUUUGGAAUUUGUUGAAAAUUAUUACAUCUAAUUUAAUGAAAUUACAUCUAAUUUGGUUAAAAAUGCCUAUUUUUUGUUCUAAUGCUCUUUGUAGGAAGUAUUUUUUUAUAAUUAUUUAAAAAAAAUCAUUUACAUUUGCCCUUAUGAUCGAAAAAAAAUUUAAAUAUCUCAGUUUCAACCGUCUACAAAUUUGUAUAAAAAAUCUUCUUUUAGAAAUAUACCUCUCAUUUGACGAAAAACGAAGGCCUAAAUGAAACAAAACUAUUCUUUAUAAAAGUUUCGCCUAUGUAUUGACAAGGUAAAAGUACUUUCCUCAUAUUUGUUGCUUUUAAAUUAACAAAAAUAUAGCAAUAAACCAUUAGUGAUGUCAUGGUUUUACUAGAAAGCAAACAUUAAAGGCAGAGCCUAUCGACUCUUUAUGCAUCUAUCUCAGUAUUGAAAUGUAUGCAAUCAGUUUGACCCCUCUUAUAUUAUUUUAUACAGGGAUUAUUGAUUUAUCCACCAUGUUUAAUAGGGUGUACUAAU
Messenger RNA from Psylliodes chrysocephalus, 3643 nucleotides. Lineage: Eukaryota; Metazoa; Arthropoda; Insecta; Coleoptera; Chrysomelidae. The record is from the annotation of a GenBank genome assembly.